This is a messenger RNA of Naumovozyma castellii, 627 nucleotides long. It is a transcript of the gene SLX9, whose product is annotated as Slx9p. The transcript has a single exon. Lineage: Eukaryota; Fungi; Ascomycota; Saccharomycetes; Saccharomycetales; Saccharomycetaceae. Bases 1 to 627 code for a protein of 208 amino acids. The record is from RefSeq and is a predicted model, not a curated record.
AUGGUUGCUAAGAAGAGAAACACAUUAAGAAAUAAGGCUGCUUCAAGGGCAGCCACUAAUGGAUCUGGGUCUGAUGAUCACGAUCAAAGCGUUUUCGACUUGCCUCCUGAUCCCAAGGCAUACUUGCAUCAGGCAAGAGAGACUAAGAAGGAGAAGCAAAUGAAUAAACAACAGAACUUUCUCGAAAGGAUGAAAAUGAAGGCUAAUGGAGAUGGAAAUCUAGAAGGGAUCUCUAAAUCAUCUAUAAGGCGUAGGAAAAGAAAGAUGAGAGAAGAUUUGAAACCAAAGAUGUACGAUCUGUUGACUUCGUUGCAACAGGAAUCAGACCUAAGAGAUCACGUCUUAGCCGAUGAUAGAAAAGAUGAUAAUAACGAGGAUGAAAUGGUCGUGGAUUCAGUGACCAAAAUUACCAAAUCAGCCGCCUAUAGCCAUAUUACUAGUGGCAAGCCUAUGGAACCUGGCUCAGUCAUAAUGAAGAAGAAUCAGCCAAAUAUUAGAAACCAGAAAGGUGCUAAGGCCAUAUCUCAAAAAGAGUCAGCCAGGUUUAAUCAAGUCCUCACUAACCAAAGUUUUCAACAGAAUCCAUUCGGCUCAUUGAGAGAGAUCAUCAAGAUGCAAAAGAAAUAG